Molecule: messenger RNA, 1336 nt
Organism: Hippocampus zosterae (dwarf seahorse)
Lineage: Eukaryota; Metazoa; Chordata; Actinopteri; Syngnathiformes; Syngnathidae
Gene: cstpp1
Product: centriolar satellite-associated tubulin polyglutamylase complex regulator 1
Exons: 9
Coding region: 170-1174 (334 amino acids)
Source: RefSeq, a predicted model, not a curated record
GAAAUGGUGACUCACAACAUCCGCUUUGUCCUGAACGAUUAAAUCCGGGCAAAGAGAGACAUGAGCUAGGAAAACCUCAAAACGACAGUGUCAGACAUUUCUACCGUCCAUUUUCGAUAGGCAUACAUUUUAGCAAGGUUACAUGUAAUGUUCUACUGUUUCUGUCAAUAUGACGUCAGGAAUGAAUCGCUUUAACCCAACUAUCACGGUCGACGAAUAUCUUGCUGAGAGUAAUGUGUUGUUUUACCUGAGUGAUGCUCUGACCCAGCUUCUGGAACAUAAAGGAGAAUACACCCAUUUUGGUGUAAUCCGCUACUUCGCUGAAUAUUUUAGCAGCGUAAAAAAUAGUAACCACAUCCUCUUCAGAGAGUAUAACUACAUCAAGGCCACUCCUCAUAAUAGAGUCUCAUUCAUCAGAGUCUUCUGGAGAUGCUACCGCCAGAUUGGCAAGAGUGGAGAUCUGCUGUCCAUUUUGGAGUACAGCUCACUGCUCCAGUUGCUAUGUCCAGACUUCCCAAUGGAGACAGUCAAGAGUGCAGCCAGAAUUGUUUUGACGGAUGACGGUUUAGACUGCCUGAUGUCUUUCUCAGACUUCCUUUAUGCCUUCCAGCUGCAAUUCUACUACCAAGAAUUUCUCGACAGCGUGUUGCUGAUCUACCAGGAUCUGUUGGCAGGGAAGAGUCCCAACACCGUCAUUGUGCCCACAUCAACUUCUGUUGAACAGCUUCCCGGCUUGACCGCAGAGGAAAAUAAUAAGGAACAGGAUUUAGAAGUGGAGGCUUCCACUCUGGCUGAGUGUAUAGACGCACUCUGUGACCGCAUCAAAAACAGCCACCCUCCUAGGUCCUGCUUACAAGAAGCGCUAGAAAAGACUGGCAAGGUGUCCUACCGCAGUUUGCUGAUGAGCCUGGCUAAACACGAAACCAUCAACCUCAUGAUCGGAGCCUUACCAAGUAAGACAGAGGUACUGAAUGACCCAGAGAUGGACCAGGAACUGGACAAACUCAUCGCUCAGAUCUCAGUCAGCCCCAGCAGCAACAGCAGCGGCAGUGCAGUGUCGAUGCUGAAAGAGGUGCAGCGGAAGGCCUCCCCUAGAAGGAACAUCCACCACAGGAGGAAGAUGGAGGUGGAAAGCGACGGUUCCACGGAGGAGACUGACUCCUCUGAAAACUGAGCCUUCCCAUUCCACGAUGCAUCUCUUCGGAUACGUAGAAAACUUUCUUGCCUGUGUCCAACUCACGAGUUAGUUUAAUUCCCAUGUGAGUAGCGUAGUGGCAUGAAAAUACUUGAACCUCAAAUUCAGGGAAGCAUGAGAAAAAGGCCGCACUCUACAAAU